Drosophila willistoni is the source of this 698-nucleotide messenger RNA. RefSeq lists its product as uncharacterized. NCBI's taxonomy places the organism in Eukaryota, Metazoa, Arthropoda, Insecta, Diptera, Drosophilidae. Bases 105 to 554 code for a protein of 149 amino acids. The transcript has 3 exons. Gene Ontology annotation, biological process: positive regulation of voltage-gated potassium channel activity; sleep; regulation of synaptic transmission, cholinergic. The record is from RefSeq and is a predicted model, not a curated record.
GCAGCAGACACAGUCAGUAAAGGUUCAACAAAACGCGAUAAAGUUAUCCCAAAAAACCAAAAACACAAACAAAAUUCAAAUAGAAUACUAAAAAUUUUCUAAAAAUGGUAUCCGCUGUGAAAUAUGGUUUGGCCUUGGCCUUGAUUAUUGGCUUGGCUAGUUCGGCCUACGCCAUUAAGUGCUAUCACUGUGAUUCGCUCACCAUUCCGAAAUGUGGUCUAAAAUUUGAUGGCGAUGAUAGUCUUAUAUUGGACUGUAGUCGCAUGGGACCACCAAGAUAUCUGCAGAAUUUCUUCCCCCCACGUAAUGCCAGUGGCUGCAUGAAGAAGACCCUCGAAAGUGCUGCCGGACCACCACAAAUUGUGCGUAGUUGUUACUUUGGCGAUGUGACAAACAUUCAGAGUGGCUGCCAACCGGAUCCCGCCUUUCCAUUUGUCAGACAAUUGAACUGCGAUGUCUGCACCAAGGAUGAGUGCAAUGGUUCCACCUCCAUGACACCCAUUGCCUUUGGCAUCAUGAUGCUGUUCUUUGGUAUUGCACGCCUGCUGGCAUAGAUCUCAUUGGGAUCUGGGACCCAUUAGUUCUGCGGUCGUUAGUUCUUAAUCCUAUUUGGUUGCUAAUUUGUAAGUGUAUCUCUCAAUCCAUAAGUGUAAACAUAAUAAAUGUAUCUAUAAAUUGUCAAUGAUACAAAAUAUAAA